GUGUGUGUGUGUGUGUGUGAGAAAGAGAGAGAGCGAGGAUAGGAUCGUGAACUUGACGACGCUCCCUAAGUUCGGUGUUGGGUGGUGAGUUUGCAGACGCUCCCCGCCAGGUGGGAGUUCCUCCAGGACCUCGGCGCUGAUGCAAAGAAGCAGGAGCAUCCGCGCCGGACCACAGGACCGGACCGGACCGGAGCGGAGCGCUCAGCGAACUGCCGCGCAGCAGAGGCUGUAUGACUUGAGUCCGAAGGCAUGAGGGGGUUCACGGCAGGCUUGGAAGGCGGCACGCGACUGGAUGUGCGGAGCUUCCUGGACACGCUGGGGCUGAACAACACCACAGCUGAGCGCUGCUACCACUCCCACUCACGAAGUAGUGUCCUGCAAGGUCUUCCCUUCGGGGGAGUGCCCACUGUCCUUGCCAUCAAUGUCGUCAUGUGGCUGCUCCUGCUCUUGAUUUUCUCCUGCCUGCGGAAAGCCGCCUGGGACUAUGGACGCCUGGCACUGCUCAUGGACAACGACAGCUUUGCGCACCAUCGCCGGCUGCAUUCCUAUGACCUCACAUCCUUGUUCUACGGGGAGCAGAGCGAGAAGGAGAAGUCGCCCUCGGAGUCGAGCCCCUCAGAUGCGGAAAACAAGGACGUGGGCUUCUGUUCCUGGCUGACGUCCCUGUACCACAUGAAGGAUGAAGAGAUUCGCAGCAAGUGCGGCCUUGACGCCACCACCUAUCUGUCCUUCCAGCGCCACAUCAUCUUGCUCAUGGUGGUGCUGUGCCUGCUGUCGGUGGCCGUCAUCCUGCCCAUCAACUUCUCCGGGAACCUGCUGGAGGACAGCCCUACGAAUUUCGGGAGGAUAACUGUAGCUAAUGUUCCUGCCGAGGACAGUUUCCUGUGGCUGCACAGCGUCUUUGCCCUGCUCUACUUUAUCAUCACCGCACUGUGCAUGGCGCAUCACUCCUCACGGCUGGAGUACAGGGAGGACGAGAAGGUUGCAAGGACACUUAUGGUCACCUCUAUUCCCAAGGAGAUCUCAGACCCAGGGCUCAUCACCAAGCACUUCCACGAAGCAUACCCCAGCUGUACGGUCACAGACAUCCGCUUUUGCUUUGACGUACGGAAGCUCAUGAAACUAGACUCCGAAAGGCGGAAGGCAAUGAAGGGCAGGCUGUAUUUUACUGGCAAGGCCCAGAAAGAGGGAAAAAUCAUGAUCAAGACUCACCCGUGCGCCCAGAUAUUCUGCUGCGACAUCUGUGAAUUUCAGCAGGUGGACGCCGAGCAGUACUACAGUGAGCUGGAGGAGAAGCUGACGGACGAAUUCAACGCCGAGAAGAACCGAAUCGCCCUCAAGAAGCUGGACGUAGCCUUCGUCACGUUCCGAGAUGAGCGGAUGACCGCCGUCAUCGUGAAGGACUACAGCCGGACCCGCUGCCGCCGGAGACCCCAGCAGUCCAGCAUCACUACUGUGGUCCAGUCUCACAAGUGGGAGGUGGACUAUGCCCCUGCCCCCAGUGACAUCAUCUGGGAAAACCUGUCGGUGCGUGGCUCUCACUGGUGGCUCCGUUGUGCCCUGCUCAACAUUCUCCUCUUCCUCCUGCUCUUCUUCCUCACCACGCCAGCCAUCAUUGUCAACACCAUGGACAAGUUUAAUGUCACUCGGCCUGUGGAGAGCCUCCGGAACCCAGUCGUCACACAGUUCUUCCCCACCUUGCUCCUCUGGGCAUUUUCUGUGCUGCUGCCCUUCAUCGUGUACUACUCGGCAUUCUUCGAAUCUCACUGGACCAGGUCCAGCGAGAACCAGAUUACGAUGCACAAGUGCUUUUUGCUGCUGAUUUUCAUGGUAAUCAUUCUGCCCUCGCUGGGCCUUUCAAGUUUGGAUUUAUUCUUUAGAUGGCUGUUUGAUCUUCACUUCCUCGACGAAAAAGAUGUGAAGUUCCAGUGUGUGUUCCUUCCUGACAACGGAGCCUUCUUCGUCAACUACGUCAUCACCUCCAGCCUGAUCGGCACUGCUAUGGAGCUGCUGCGCAUCCCCGCCCUGAUGGUUUACGCCCUGCGCCUCUGCUUUGCCAAGUCCGAGGCCGAGCGCAUCCACGUCAAGAGGAACCAAGCCUACGAGUUCCAGUUUGGCCUGGAGUACGCCUGGACAAUGUGCAUCUUCGCUGUGAGCAUGACCUACAGCAUCACCUGUCCCAUCAUCGUGCCCUUUGGGCUGCUCUACCUUGUCCUGAAGCACAUGGUUGACCGCUACAACAUCUACUACGCCUAUGUGCCCACCAAACUCAACCAGCGCAUACACUAUGCUGCAGUCAGCCAAGUGGUCGUGGCACCCAUCCUCUGCAUGUUCUGGCUGCUCUUCUUCUCCGUACUGAGGCUCGGUCCCCUGCGCCCUGUUACCCUCUUCACCUUUGUGUCUCUGCUCUUCUGCAUUGCCUUCUCCCUGUUUGGCCUCUGUCUAAGGAAACUGCAGCCUGCCAAGCCUACCAGUUACCAGAUGUCUGACCAGCCAGCGGAGGGGGUCUUCAACGACGCUGAGAGGGGCAGCAUUUCCUCUACCCCGAACUCCAACCUGUUUGUGGCAGCUGUGCUCCAAGAGCCGGAACUGGGCCUCACACCCAUGGCAUCACCAGCCCAUCUGAGCUAUGGCGCCAUGGGCAAUCGGCGGGGUUCGGCACGUGGAGGUGAGGAGGAAGCUCAAUCGCAGACUUACGAGACUGAGCUGCAGGACCCCCAGGACCCCGAGGAUGCCUUUGCUUCUAGCCCCCUCAUGGACAGCAAGUUAGACUACCAGUAAGCCUUUCCAGUUGCCACCCACUCCUCACCCUCUGCGUGAGCCUCAUCCCCAUGCAGCUCCCCGAAACUGACGCACCGAAGAAAGAAUUAGCAGUAUGCCGCCACGUUCCUCCAACCUCAGAAUCAAGCCCCUGCUGCCUCAAAACCUAAGAAGUACAGCUUAAUGCAAAGGACCAUCUGCUGGGCCGCUGAUGGAGCCUCUUGGACCCAAGGCUGAGCUCUUUGGUGCCACAGCCAACGAAAGUUUGACCAAGGGGAGGAAGAAAGCCUGGUCUUACCAGAUCCAGAUUCAGGACCAAAAAACGGUCAAAGGUCUCAAAAACAUCAGCUUCUUUCAUAGAUAAUUCUGCCGCACCACAUCAUGUGGUCUCCUUCAUCCCUAGUCUAGCCUCUUUGCUUUUCGUCUUUUUCUUUCGUUCUGCCCUUCGGAAGCCCACCCCAUUGGGGAUCACGUCAUACUAUGGAGAGGACAAUCUGGACAUCUGUUAGUCUGUGAUGGAGGUGCCUGGACAGCUGUGUCGAGUUACGUGCCACUUUGGGUUCUGACUGCAGCGUCUGCGCAGAUGUGUGGAAUAAAAGGCUACUUUAAGGACACUUUUUUCCCCCUCCUUCCCCGGGUUCUGGGAGGCGAGGGGACCGGGCUUCAAAGCACUUAGAGAAGUGUGUCUUUUACCACUUGUCAGAAGCAGCUCUGAGGGUUGUGAAGCCAUCUGUACUGAGAGAACAUGCACACAGACAGUGGCCUUAUAGGGCAAAAUGUGGCUGGUGGUUGGAAUAUGCCAUAUUCGACGCUCUGCAGAGAGGAAGAGAACGGAGAUACCCACUGCUUUAAGCGGCUUUGUUGUGUUAUGUUUUUUCCAUAUUUUACUUGCAACUAAUGUUGUGUUAUUAUUAUUAUUAUUACCAGUGAUAUGUGAUGUCAGUGGUGAAGUAUUCAUCUUGUAAACAAAACACAAAAGGCAUGAGCUGGAAUUUAAAGAACUUGUACAAAAAAAAGUCAAACCAAGAAUGUUCUGGCAAAGACAUGCUUUCGAAGGCAUCAAAACCAAGCCAAAACGAUGCACACCAUAUGCUGAUGUGGAAGAAAAAUUACGAGCGUAGGGUACCACCUCGCAUGUCGCCGGGUCUGGCACGAAUCCCCGCCGCUCCCUAGUACGCAAAGUCCGAACUCUUUGCAGAUCCCCGACUCCCGCUGCAUGUUCUUUACGGGGAAGCUCUGUCGGCCUCCAUGCUACCGCCGCUUGAGAAAGUAUGAAGUCCAGUCACGCAAAGACAUCUCCCAGUGUGUAGGCUCUCCAUAAAGCCAUACUCCCUUCCUCCCCUGUCCUUUUCACUGGUGCCAGUGCUUUGCGGCGUAAAGUUCGUAUACGUUUCUAUAACUCUGAUCCUUUUGCCUCUGUCGUGGCUCUGUUUUUGUAACGCCAUGGGAUUUGUUAUGGGGCAGGCGGACACCUUCCCUCAAACAUGAAUGUAAACUGGUCUGGGUUUGUAUUCUCCCUUAUGCUCUCUUGCUGUGCCUUGAAGAAAAUGUGUCCUUCGUCUGACAAUCCAGCAUGGCCUGACAAAUGCUGCAUGAACUGUAUUUACGGAGCUGGGAACGAGGGGCCGAUCUCACGCAACACUCCACCUUGUUAUGACUAGACUGCAGCUUCUCUUAACUUACCAUCGCCUGCAUUAUGCAGGAGAUUGAUUUAUACACCCCUUUCAGGUUUUACAGCAAGAGGUAAGAAAAGCACCUUUCCAGAAUGGUAAGGAAAAGGCAGCAUCUCCUCCCCCCCGGUAUUCCAGCUCUCCUCUGUGUAUCUGUCUUAUUGUUAUCCACUCAACACUCAUAGUGCAGGGCAACAUCUGCAAAGGUCUAACAAGCUGUGCAUCUUCAAGAACUCAUUGCAGUCCGCUCACAAUUCGGGCACAGCUGAUCCCCAUCUUAUGACCUUAAUCUGUCCAGGAGUCAGCUCUUUACUCAAAAAGUUUGAAAGUAGAAUGAAGAGAACCAGUUGCUUGUUAUCCAGUCUAUAUUUGGAUUUUUUUUUUUUUUUUAGCAGAUGCUUUUCUCCAAAGUGACUUCCAAUAA
Messenger RNA from Scleropages formosus (Asian bonytongue), 4854 nucleotides. RefSeq names its product transmembrane protein 63C (gene tmem63c). The transcript has 24 exons. Gene Ontology annotation, molecular function: calcium-activated cation channel activity. The record is from RefSeq and is a predicted model, not a curated record. The coding region runs from base 250 to 2781 and encodes 843 amino acids. Lineage: Eukaryota; Metazoa; Chordata; Actinopteri; Osteoglossiformes; Osteoglossidae. Gene Ontology annotation, cellular component: plasma membrane.